Poecilia reticulata (guppy) is the source of this 2644-nucleotide messenger RNA. Its product is annotated as copine-3-like. Gene Ontology annotation, biological process: cellular response to calcium ion; ERBB2 signaling pathway. The record is from RefSeq and is a predicted model, not a curated record. Lineage: Eukaryota; Metazoa; Chordata; Actinopteri; Cyprinodontiformes; Poeciliidae. Gene Ontology annotation, cellular component: plasma membrane. Gene Ontology annotation, molecular function: calcium-dependent phospholipid binding; receptor tyrosine kinase binding.
ACGCUAUUGUUAACCAUUGACUUUGACGGCAGCAGCUGCUCCGCCUCUCCGGGCUCAUUUCAGGAACGACGCUGUUCAUCUCCAGAAAGAAAACCGACUAUUGGGUCAUAGCUGGGCGUAGCUUCUACUAAACCGGGGGGAAUAAUUACUCUGCUGCGAGCGGCAAGACAGAAGGACCGGAUUAAGUGCGCAUUAAUUGAACUAUUAUUUAUCAGCGGCGACGUGGAAGUUGUUUCCCAGGUUGGCAGGGAACUAUACAGUUUCUACCGCUUGUUAGCAGGAACAUGGCUGCCCAGUGUGUAACCAAGGUGGAGCUCACCGUGUCCUGUGAGAACCUCAUGGACACAGACCUCGGCUCCAAGUCGGACCCCUUAUGUGUCCUUUUAAUGUGCAACCCUGACUCCAAGUGGUAUGAGAUGGGACGCACAGAAAAAGUUCAAAAUUGCCUCAGUCCGAAGUUUGCCAAGAAGUUUGUCAUUGACUACUACUUCGAAAUGGUCCAGAAGCUGAAGUUUGGGAUUUAUGACAUCGAUAAUAAGACGGUUGAUUUGAACGAUGACGACUUUCUGGGGGAGCUGGAGUGCACCCUGGGUCAGGUUGUGUCCAGUCGGAAACUGACCCGGCCGCUGACGCUGAAGAACCAGAAGCCAGCUGGGAGGGGAACAAUCACUAUCAGCGCGGAGGAAAUAAAAGACAAUCGGGCGGCGUUUUUUGAGGUGGAGGCAAGAAAGUUGGAUAACAAGGAUUUCUUUGGGAAGUCUGAUCCUUAUUUGGAGUUGUACAAGCAGACAGAAACCGGAUGGCAGCUGGCUCACAGGACAGAGGUGGUGAAGAAUAACUUGAACCCGACGUGGAGGCCGUUUCGAGUUCCCCUGCAGUCUCUGUGUGGGGGAGACCUGGAGAAACCAAUUAAAGUGGAGUGCUACGACUACGAUGACGACGGCUCUCAUGAUCUCAUUGGAUCCUUUGAAACCACGAUGAAGCGGCUCCAGGAAGCGUCGCGGACCUCUCCGGCCGAGUUUGAGUGCAUCAACAGCAAAAAGAAGCAGAAGAAGAAAGGCUACAAGAACUCUGGUGUUGUGAGCGUGAAGCAUUGCGAGGUCGUAAAGGAGUAUACCUUCCUGGAUUAUAUAAUGGGAGGCUGUCAGAUCAACUUCACUGUGGCUGUGGACUUCACCGGCUCAAACGGGGAUCCCAGGUCUCCUCAGUCUCUGCAUUACAUCAGUCCUCAGGGCGUUAACGAGUACCUCUCUGCUAUCUGGUCCGUGGGCAACGUCAUUCAGGACUACGACAGUGAUAAAAUGUUCCCGGCGUUUGGCUUCGGAGCCCAGAUUCCACCCACAUGGCAGGUUUCCCACGAGUUUCCUCUCAACUUCAACCCCUCCAAUCCGUUUUGUGCAGGUGUAGAAGGGGUGGUCGAGGCCUACAGGGCGUGUCUCCCUCAGGUCAAACUCUACGGCCCCACCAACUUCUCCCCCAUCAUCAAUCAUGUAGCCUGUUUUGCUAAACAAGCCAUUCAACAGACCACCGCAUCCCAAUACUUCGUCUUGCUGAUCAUCACCGACGGAGUCAUCACCGACAUGGAUCAGACGCGCAACGCCAUCGUCAACGCCUCGCGGCUGCCCAUGUCCAUCAUCAUCGUCGGUGUGGGAGCGGCAGACUUCAGCGCCAUGGAGUUCCUGGACGGAGACGACGGCCGCCUGCGCUCUCUGUCCGGCGAAGCCGCCAUGCGGGACAUUGUCCAAUUCGUCCCCUUCAGGAAUUUUCAGAACGCUCCUCGUGAGGCGCUGGCGAAGAGCGUGUUGGCCGAAGUGCCGACUCAGCUGGUGGACUUUUUCUGCACUAUGGAGCUGAACCCACCAAACCAGAGUUCUGCCCCAGCGGAGACGCCUGCGAUGCCAUAAAGAAACCUGACGGAUUCCACUCUUCAUCUCAUGCAGCUCUAUAUAACAGACUAUAUAUAACUCUAUAUAACUGUCAUGUUAGUGUGUGCACUAAAGUGUCAAUCGACAAUAUCCAGGUUAGUUCGUUAAUUUCAUGUGUAAAGAAAAAAUAAUCCUGGUGGAUACAUCUGGACAAGACUAGAUUAAAAGUUCUAAAUUUGCCUUUUAAGAUCUGAGUUUGCAUGGUAGUUUACUCUAUAUUGUCAAAAGUAUUGAAAUGCAUUCCUUUAUGAACUUCAGUCCCAUUCUUAAUUCAUUGGCAUUAACAUGAUGACAUGAUAACACCCUUUGCUGCUGUUGUUUCACCUCCCUUUGGAAAGUGACAGAAGUUAUAUGGGAUUUUUUUUUUUUUUUUUUUUACAUUUGUGAGGUCAGACACUGAUGUUGGAUCACAGUGUCAGUAUAAUUGUGCCAAAGAUGCAUCAUCAGAUUGAGCUCUUCCUCGCCAAACUUCUUUGUGAACCUUUCUUCGUUGCUUACUUCCCAAUUCAAAAAUACUUCAUAGAUCCUAAAGGGAAAUUAAAUAAAUAAUUCAAUGUCAACUAUGUGGAACUGUUCCCACAUAGUUGAGGAUAUUAAUAAUUUUGCAACGACAAGUCAUCUGUGUAUGUCUUGUUUGUUGGAUUUUCUCAUCAGAAACUAGAAAUGAAAAUAAGGGUAGUAGUUUUAUUUUUGUUUUAAAAUAAAAAUAUUAACUUUAA